CUGUAUUCUGGGGCGACAUCGCUUUAGAUGAGGAGGACCUGCGCAUGUUCCAGAUUGACAGGACGAUAGACCUCACACAGCACACACACAUGCACACACACUCCCGACAGGGGCACACAUCUGGUGGCCUGGAAGAACAUGAAGUGGCUAAGAAGAGAGGAUCUUUAUAUCUACUGCUGGAGAGAAUACGUAGGUUUGGCUUUGACUAUCUCCCAAAGAACUCCAGCAAGGGAGCUGCCAGUCCCAAGAGCCAAACUGGGAAAGGUGGGAAGACUGGGAACGUUGUGAAGAGUCGUAUUCCUCGAGCAGCCACAUCCCGAGCUGAGAGGAUAUGGCCUGGAGGAGUUAUUCCCUACGUCAUAGGAGGAAACUUCACUGGUAGUCAGAGGGCCAUGUUUAAGCAGGCCAUGCGUCACUGGGAGAAACAGACGUGCGUAACUUUCAUUGAGAAGACAGAUGAGGAAAGCUACAUCGUGUUUACCUACAGACCCUGCGGGUGUUGUUCCUAUGUGGGUCGUCGUGGCAACGGGCCCCAGGCUAUCUCCAUAGGCAAGAACUGUGACAAGUUUGGGAUCGUGGUGCACGAACUGGGUCACGUCAUUGGCUUCUGGCAUGAGCACACGCGGCCUGACCGUGACGAUCAUGUGACCAUCAUCCGGGAUAACAUCCAACCAGGCCAGGAGUAUAACUUCCUCAAGAUGGAGCCAGGGGAGGUCAACUCUCUUGGGGAGCCAUAUGAUUUUGAUAGCAUCAUGCACUAUGCCAGGAACACCUUCUCACGGGGAAUGUUCCUUGACACCAUCCUUCCAUCCAGAGAUGAAAAUGGGGUCCGGCCUGCUAUCGGCCAGCGGACCAGGCUCAGUAAAGGAGACAUAGCACAGGCAAGGAAGCUGUAUAGAUGUCCAGCAUGCGGAGAGACGCUCCAAGAGUCAACAGGCAACUUCUCGUCUCCUGGUUACCCCAACGGAUACCCUUCAUACACACACUGUGUCUGGAGAAUAUCUGUUACACCCGGAGAAAAGAUCGUUCUUAACUUCACCACCAUGGAUCUGUAUAAAAGCAGUCUGUGUUGGUAUGACUACAUUGAGGUUCGGGAUGGAUACUGGAGGAAAGCUCCACUGCUCGGCAGGUUUUGUGGAGAUAAAGUUCCUGAUGUCUUGAUCUCCACUGACAGCAGGAUGUGGAUUGAGUUCCGCAGCAGCAGCAACUGGGUGGGAAAAGGCUUUGCUGCCAUUUAUGAAGCAAUCUGUGGAGGGGAAAUCACCAAGGACUCAGGACAGAUUCAGUCUCCCAACUAUCCUGAUGACUACAGACCCUCCAAAGAGUGUGUGUGGAGGAUCACUGUGUCCGAGGGAUACAACGUUGGGCUCAGCUUCCAGGCCUUCGAGAUCGAGAGGCACGACAGCUGCGCUUACGACUACCUGGAGGUCCGAGACGGCCCUCUGGAGACAAGCCCUCUGAUUGGACGAUUCUGCGGCUACGAUAAACCUGAAGAUGUGCGCUCCACCUCACACACACUGUGGAUGAAGUUUGUCUCAGAUGGGACGGUUAACAAGGCCGGCUUUGCUGCUAACUUUUUCAAAGAGGAGGAUGAGUGUGCGAAGCCAGACAAUGGUGGAUGUGAACAGAGGUGUGUAAACACUCUUGGCAGCUUCAAGUGUGCCUGUGACCCGGGCUACGAACUAGCUCCUGACAAGAAGAGCUGUGAAGCGGCGUGUGGGGGACUCCUCUCUAAGCUGAACGGUACCAUCAGCACUCCUGGUUGGCCUAAAGAGUAUCCACCCAACAAGAACUGUGUGUGGCAGGUGGUCGCUCCCACUCAGUACCGCAUCUCCAUGCAGUUUGAGGCCUUCGAGUUGGAGGGAAAUGAGGUGUGUAAAUACGACUAUGUGGAGGUGCGGAGCGGCCUCUCAUCCGACUCUAAGCUGCAUGGUAAAUACUGCGGCACAGAGGUCCCUGAAGUCAUCACCUCUCAAUACAACAACAUGAGGAUUGAGUUCAAGUCCGACAAUACUGUCUCCAAGAAAGGCUUCAAGGCUCACUUCUUCUCAGACAAAGAUGAGUGCAGCAAGGACAACGGCGGCUGCCAGCACGAGUGCAUCAACACAGUGGGCUCUUACGUUUGUCAGUGUCGCCAUGGCUUUGUACUGCAUGAGAACAAACAUGACUGUAAGGAAGCUGAGUGUGAGCAUAAGAUCCACAGCCCCAGUGGGACCCUAAGCAGCCCUAACUGGCCAGACAAGUAUCCCAGCCGUAAGGAGUGCACCUGGGACAUCACAGCCACGCCGGGACACCGAGUCAAAAUAACCUUCAACGAGUUUGAGAUCGAGCAGCAUCAGGAGUGUGCAUAUGACCAUCUGGAGGCCUUUGAUGGGGACAGUGACACGGCAGCCAUCUUGGGUCGAUUGUGUGGCAGUAAGAUCCCGGAGCAGCUGGUUUCUACCGGCAACAAGAUGUACCUCCGCUUCAUUUCUGAUGCCUCAGUACAAAGGAAGGGCUUCCAAGCUACACACUCCACAGAGUGUGGAGGCCGUCUGAAAGCAGAAGCUCGUCAGAAGAACCUCUACUCUCAUUCCCAGUUUGGAGACAAUAAUUACCCAGGUCACACUGACUGCGAGUGGCUGCUGACGGCCGAACAGGGCUACGGCAUCGAGCUGAGCUUCAUUACUUUUGAGGUAGAGGAGGAAGCCGACUGUGGUUAUGACUACAUCGAGUUGUACAAUGGGUACGACGCCAACUCACAUAGACUCGGCCGCUUCUGCGGUUCAGGGCCCAGGGAGGGGAUCUACUCGCCCGGAGCCGCUAUGCUCAUCCGUUUCCAUAGCGACGACACAAUCAGCAAGAAGGGCUUCCACAUCCGCUACACAAGCACCAAGUUCCAGGAGAGCCUUCACACCAGGAAAUGACCUCACACGCAGCCCGCAACCUCUGACCUCUGUGCAGCCUGUUACCCUGACCUUCACCAUGGCAACGAGAAAAAGUACAGCCUGUCCCCUCUUCUCGGACCCACAGACAGAUGUGGACAUUCGCCAGCCCCCGGGAGGAAGAUGACACUUAGGUGAACAUUUGUCUCCUUCUGUGGCUCCGCACAGGUCAACGCACUCUGAGACGAGACGGGGGAAAAACAACGAGAUAUCGAUGUGAGCUUCAACAAACGGGGGGGGGGGAAACACGCUGACGAUUUGAGUGAGCCAUUUUUUGUGUGGAGGAGAUGGUCUUCAUUACUGGACAUCAAGCUACCCUCAGUGUGGGCAGAGGGGCUGCUGAGGAUCCAAAUCAGUUUACUGAGAUACUCAUGGUUGCACAAAUGCAAACAAACGAGUACAAACACACAUAAACGCAGUAGAAUUAUAUUCAGAAUUAUAAACUACGGAUGCUUGAGGAACUGAGGAGCUUCCACCUAAAAGAAAAUGCAUCCAACGAGGGAGUUUUGACUCUUUUUCGGACUCCUUGAGCUGUGCAACUUACUGUGAUCAGACGGCUGCUUGUAUCCACAGUAACUGAGAGGAAACUCUAAAUAGACAUUUUUAUUGCCUUUGAUGCCUGGGAACUGGUCUCUUCAACCCAGCUCAGAACGGCUGCAGACGAUUUUAUUUCAUGUCUUAUUGUAAAACCCAUUGUGUUUACUGUACGUGUGUCUGUGUGUACAGAGAAAAGAACAAAAAAACAAAAGGCUGAAAUCCGUCAUUUGCCCUUUUGCUUAAAGCUUAUGCAGACAACCAUUUUGGAAUGGAAAAAAAAAUAAAUAAUGCAAAUGGAGAAUUUCCAAAUGAUCUGUGAUGUUAAUGUUAAGCCUUGCAUUGUGUUGUGUGUGUCCAUGCUGUUUUUUUUUCUUUUUGCACCACCUUGUAACAAACCAAGCAACUUUCACGGAUGUUUCCAGUUUCCACCUCACCCCUCAACCCCCCCAAACAAACAGUGGAUAUCGGAAGGGAAUAUUUUCACAGCUGUCUCUCGGAGUGACACGAUUCUGAUUGAAGGAGAGAUUCCCAUGGUGCUAAAAAUAAAAAUACACUGAAUGACAGAUGACUGCGGAUGGAAAUAAAGGUUUUUCAAUAGGAGACACAGUCAGUGUGCAAACAGCACGCUGCAUCAACAGCACUAGUCCUGUGGAACUACAAUAUUGCCUUAGAACCAAAAUGUAUGCUAUCGGAGGUCGCUCCUAUGCUCUUACACAGGUGUCUUGUGUCAGCGGAGUGUUUCCAAGGUUUUUUGGCAGCGUAUUUAAUUUGUUUGGAUAUCUUGAAUGGUUUUAUUGUAAAAAAACAAACAAACAUGGGAAAUGUAGUCUGUGUGUGAGAUAGAGUGUCAAUGGUGCAUGUGUGUUGGUGUGUCAUUUUUGUAGCAGCUCUCAGAUAUACAUACACACACUUACACGUCCACAAAUACACAAAAACACACCUCAUUUGUGUGCAUUUUCCCAAACAUAUCUGAACACACCCUUCUGUAAUAUUUGGAGCGUGGAGAGCAAAGUGCUGUAAAGUUGAAGGAAUAUCAAGGUGCACACAGGCUGCAUCAUUUCUGUGUUCAAUGCAAAUGUGUAAGUGUGUGUUAUAGGAGAUUAUAGAGAAAUAAUGUACGUGUGUGUCUGUAAACUGUAUGUUUUUAAGUUGAAUCAUUCAUUGCUGUACGUGCCAAGCUCCAGGUGACCCUGAUCCACUGUAGUUUUUGUUUUAUCAUUCCACCUCUGUGUCUGUAGUUCAGAGACACUGACAUGACGUCUUAUGUAUCAGUCAUUAAAAUACACACAGGUAAAAAACUACAUGCAUCUGUGUUUCAUGGAUUAUUGUUGUGUUUUGUGAAUGAAUUUAUUAUUAUUAUUCUAUUUUUUUUUACUUGUUUGGAUGAGACAAGUACUGUGCUGAGUGCCAAGUAUUGCUCCAUCAAUCAAAUCCUGGAAUUUUCCCUUUGUGAUAAUUAUAUUCAAGUGUUUUCUUCCACAAGUUAAUUAUAUUCUGAAAGGAAAUUUGAUGGUAUUUAAUGAUCUGUUGUAA
This is a messenger RNA of Morone saxatilis (striped sea-bass), 4994 nucleotides long. It is a transcript of the gene tll1, whose product is annotated as tolloid-like 1. Gene Ontology annotation, biological process: proteolysis. Gene Ontology annotation, molecular function: metalloendopeptidase activity; zinc ion binding; calcium ion binding. The record is from RefSeq and is a predicted model, not a curated record. NCBI's taxonomy places the organism in Eukaryota, Metazoa, Chordata, Actinopteri, Moronidae.